Messenger RNA from Plectropomus leopardus (leopard coralgrouper), 362 nucleotides. The record is from RefSeq and is a predicted model, not a curated record. Lineage: Eukaryota; Metazoa; Chordata; Actinopteri; Perciformes; Serranidae.
GUCCUACCUGGAUAUGCUGAAGGUCAUCAUGUUCAGCUACCUGUUCUGGUUUGUCCUCACCAUCAUCUUCAUCACGGGGACCACGCGCAUCAGCGUCUUCUGUAUGGGCUACCUGGUGGCCUGCUUCUACUUCCUGCUGUUCGGUGGCGAGCUUUUGCUCAAACCGAUCAAAAAGAUCCUCCACUACUGGGACUUCCUGAUCGCGUACAACAUCUUUGUGAUCACCAUGAAGAACGUUUUGUCCAUCCUGGCUUGUGGCUACAUCAACUCUCUGAUUGAGAACCGCUGCUGGUUGAUCCAGCUGUUCAGUCUGGCCUGCACCAUCAAGGAAUACAACAUCAACAUCACCAAAGCAAACACCA